Molecule: messenger RNA, 951 nt
Organism: Rangifer tarandus platyrhynchus (Svalbard reindeer)
Lineage: Eukaryota; Metazoa; Chordata; Mammalia; Artiodactyla; Cervidae
Source: the annotation of a GenBank genome assembly
AUGAGGAACUCUAGUAGUACUCUGGAGUUCCUACCUACAAGGUUCAUUCUGGUUGGCAUCCCAGGACUGGAGGCAGAGCACAUCUGGAUAUCCAUCCCCUUCUGCUUGAUGUACAUGAUCAUCUUCCUUGGGAACGGCACCAUUCUUCAUGUCAUCAGGACAGACACUGCUCUACACCAGCCCAUGUACCUUUUCCUUGCCAUGCUGGCACUGGCGGAAGUCGGUGUCUCUGCAUCCACUCUGCCUACAGUGAUAGGAGUUUUCCUUUUUGGUAUCACCGAGAUUAGUUUCAACGCAUGCCUUCUCCAGAUGUUCUCCAUCCAUUCUUUCUCCAUUAUGGAGUCUGCUGUGUUGCUCGCCAUGUCUGUUGACCGAUUUGUGGCCAUCUACAACCCACUGCGCUAUACAGCUAUCCUAACCAUGCCCCGCAUUUUUGGCAUGGCAUCCACAGUGACUGCUCGGAGCUUCAUCACGCUUUUUCCUCUUCCCUUCCUCAUCCAGAGGCUGCCUAUCUGCAGGUCCAAUGUCCUUUCCCACUCCGACUGCCUCCACCCAGACAUGAUGAAGCUGGCUUGUGCUGAUAUCACAAUCAAUAUCGUUUAUGGACUCUUUGUUCUUAUUUCCACGUUUGGCAUGGACUUGUUAUUUAUCUUCCUCUCCUAUGUGCUCAUUCUGCGCUCAGUCAUGGCCAUUGCCUCCCAUGGAGAACGCCUCAAAGCUCUCAACACAUGUGUCUCACAUAUCUUGGCUGUACUUGCAUUUUAUGUACCAAUGAUUGGGGUCUCCAUGGUGCACCGCUUUGGGAAAAAUCAUGUCCCAUGCUUCAUACAUGUCCUUUUGUCCAACAUCUACCUCUUUGUACCUCCUGUGCUCAACCCUCUCAUUUAUAGCGCCAAGACAAAGGAGAUCCGCCAAGCCAUCAUUUGCAUGUUUCACCGCAUCAAAGUGUGA